UUUAACAUUUUAAUUGUCAUUGUCAAACUAAAAUUGAGUUUUUUUAUUUUUAUUUUUUUUUAAGUACUACCUCAAGUUAUCUGCAACAUUUACCAAAAAAGGGUGUUACCUAUUAUUUGCAACAAAACUAUUUCUUUCCUAAUAUAGUAACUUUUUCUGGUAAAGUGACCAAAAUACCCUCAUUUAAAAUUUUUUAACCCAUAUUAUCAUACAUAAUUACAAAUUAUUAUGACCCUAAUUUAACUUAAUCAUCUAAGCUUUUUUUCCCAAAAAAAACAAAUUAAUCCUAAUUUCAUCUCUCCACCAUCUCUCUCCUCCAUUUUCAUCUCCAUUUCAUCAUCAUCUCUCAUCUUCUUCGACCUUCUGAUCAGUCCUUCAUCUCUUAUCUCUCAUCUUCUUCCUUCUUCCUUCUUCCUUCUUUAUCUCUCAUCUUCUUCUCCAUCGUCAUCUCUGUUAUCUCAGUCCGUGGGUGGAUGGUAGUGGUUUGUGGGUGGAUGUUGGUGGUUUGUGGGUGGGUUCCGUAGAUCCGGUGGUAGUUGUUGUUUGUGGGUGGUUUUUGUGGUUCGUGGGUGGGUUUCGGUGAUUCUUGGGUGGAUUUCGGUGGUUUGUGGGUGGCGGUUUGGUGAUUCUUGGGUGGAUUUCGGUGGUUUGUGGGUCGAUUUCGGUGGUUGUGGGUGGCGUUUCUUCGGUUUUGGGUGGAUUUGCUGGGUUUUGGCUAGGUUCGUUGGUGGUUUUCUUGGUUUUGGUUGGGUUCGUGGGUGGUUUAUUGGGUUUGUGGUCGGGUUUCGGUGGUUUUUGCUGGGUUCGUGGUUGGAUGUCGGUGGUGGUUUUGGGUUCAAAACUUCAAACUGUGGGUGGGUUUGGUUGUUCCGGUGGUUGUCGGUGGUUUUGGGUUUAGUGGUUCCAGGUGUCGGUGGUUAUGGGUUUUUGUUUUUUUUUUUUAUUAAUACUUAACCAAGUGCCCUUAUUUUUCAUUAAUCAUACUUUAAAAGUUUUGCCUAGGAGUCCGUGCUACCCCCUUUGUUGCAGAUAACUGUUAAUGGAGGCUGUAGGAAAGCUUCUGCCGCCGUCAGCGCCGCCGCUUCUUCUGAAGAAACCCACCAACUUCUUCUCUCUCCUCUUCCAACAUCAAACUGCCAACCUCCCUCUUUUUCCAGAAUCGCUCCCCAAUUACUCUUCAUUAUCAUUAUCUUCCUCAUUUUCGGGUCGAACUGGGUUUUGCUUAUUUGCCCAAAAUAAGGAAAAAAAUCCAAACUUGGAUGCUACCCAAUUGGUGGAGAAUGAUGGAGAAAUUGAAGAUGAAGAUGGGUUUGAUUUUGAUGAGGAUGAUGUUUUUGAUGAUGAGGAAGAAGAAGAGGAUGAAUUUGAUGAUGAUGAUGAAUUGAUGGUUACUUAUGACAAGAUGAAUGAAUGGCUUGAGAAUAGACCAAGAGGGUUUGGUGAAGGGAAAGUGUAUGAUACUUCAGUUGAAGAUAAGUUACUAGAAGAAAUUGAGCAAAGUUUCAAAGCUCAGUUAUCUAACAUUACCAAGCUUAAGAAUGAGGGCAAGAAGCCUAAACCCAAGAAUGACCCCCCGGAGGUGUUGUUCAAUGCUUCUGAAGGUGUUCCUGGCGGGAUCCGUGUUCGUAUCAGCAACCUUCCUAAGAAAAGGAAUAUUCACAGAGAUCUAAAGUCAGCCUUUGAAGGAGUUUCUGGAAUUAUUAAAAUAUCACCGGUGAACUCUGGAAACAAAAAGACAAGGGAUCCUGUCUGCAAAGGCCUUGCCUAUGUGGAUUUUAAGAGUCUGGCGGAUGCAAACAGGUUCAUUCAGAUGUUCUCAGGCCAAAACAUAUCUUUUGGUAAGUCUGAGAAGCCUAUAAAGUGUGAAAUUUUGAAGCCGCUUGAUGGCAGUUAUGAAGGGUCAUCAGAUGAUGGAUACAACAGCACUUCUGAAGGAAACUUCCUUGCCUCGGAGGAGGAAGAAGAUGAAGAUGUUGAUGUUGAGCAAAUUGAAACAGCGUUGCAAUUUAGGGAGGAUGAUGAUUAUGUGUAUGAAGAAUUAGUUAAAAGCAUCAAGGCCCUUGACAGCCAAAAUGUUUUAGGGGACUUGCUCCAAUUAAGUGCUAGCGAACGCUUAAAACAAGUAGAAAUGCUAGAAGCAAAAUUGUUGGCACGUGCUUCGUUAAAUGAAGUGAAGUCACCUAAAAAGAAGUCAGAGGUUAAAAAAAAGCCAGACAAGAAGCCUAACCAAAAGUCAGAUAAGGAUCCGAACCUAAAGCUAGAGAAGAAGCCAAAACAACGUAUCCCAGGAUCUGCAAAGAAGUUGAAAGUCAAAGAGAAGGCUAAACUUGCAGACGUUUUUGCUAGAUAUGGAACGAGAGGUGCCUCAGCUUCAAAAGAAAAGUAAUCUGGAUUAUGUAAAUUGUAGAAUGUUGUCAAGUGUCAGUUUGUCAAUGUUGGGUUAUCUUUGUCUAGGGGCAUUUCCUAUGUUUUACCUCUAUAUGGAAAUUUUUCAAUGCUUCUGGUCUUCCUCUAAUUUACUAAAUAUGGAAUGAGAAGGCUACACUUGCAAACGUUUUUGCUAGAUACGGACGAGAGGAGCCUCUGCUUCAUAAGAAAAUUAAUCCGAAUUUAUGUAAA
Molecule: messenger RNA, 2619 nt
Organism: Chenopodium quinoa (quinoa)
Lineage: Eukaryota; Viridiplantae; Streptophyta; Magnoliopsida; Caryophyllales; Amaranthaceae
Exons: 6
Coding region: 1040-2386 (448 amino acids)
Molecular function (GO): RNA binding
Source: RefSeq, a predicted model, not a curated record